AAUCCCACCCUUGUCGGAACAGCACGGUCCUAUACAGCAUGGUCCUGUACACUACAAUCAUAAUGAAAAGUCCAAGUUCCCCGAAGCCUAAACCCCGCUCCGGCCGCCCGACUGAGGGAACACUAUUACUGCCACCAACCACAACCCUCAUUUUAUUUAUCGUGGGUUCUUGUCAAGUGCGAUAUUGGCUGAGACUACGGUUCGCUCCCUCAUGUAAAGUACAGAAUGCCUGUUUAGACACCGGACGUGGUUAUAUCCUCUUGCGGGUUUUGAACGGCAACCACCUUUUGAGCGGUGGAGCAACAACACACGGGAAGGGCGGAACUGCACCCGUUUGUAAGGCCACAAAACACGACUUCAAUCGCCAGCGCACUACCCCGAGGUAAGUGGGGCAGUUUGCUCUCUCUCAUUCAACUCUCUCUCCACGCUAGUCUAUCGCUCAACGCAACUAACUAAAUUAUAACUACGGGAGUGUAUACUAGUAUACCAUAUGAAUCACAACAAAAGCUUCCUACUCUCUUUCCACCGAUCGCCGCAUAUAUCCACCCCGGUCCACGCAAGUCUCCAUUUCCUCCGCGCACUCCCAUGCUAACAAAGAAAGAGAGGCUUCGUAAACACUCUCCUUUCUCGGGGCCUCCGCUCCGCGCGGUCCCUUUGACUCUCAUGUACUGCUUCCGGCGUAUCAGUGUUAUCCUUCCACAGAUGUGCUAAUUCAAAGCGCAUCUCCGAAACCUCUAUCGGAACAAGCAAAACAACAACCUGAGCAUGUCCUAUAGCACCCAUGGCUCCCAACAAGUAGCUGUUUUUCGAGUAGCAUGAGAGCGGGACUAGCGCGGAAUAUGUUUUACAUUCCCGGACAUUGACGAGAUUAUUUGUGUGAUGGAAUGUUUAGAGUCCUGGCUCAUGGAAGGAUUAUCCCUACACGGGAGAGAUCUGGAGGCAGCAGAACCGGCGAUGAUGUCAGUUGAUUUGGGCAAGGAUUACGGAACCCUGAGACCCCACGAAUGAAGCAGAACUAGACUCAGGAUGAUACCGAACGGCGAUGAAACGAAACGACGAUAACUAAAUGCGCUGUGAAAACUCUGCACAACCAAGAGCGCGGAAGGUUCACCAAGGUCGCUCCGCAACUUUCUCUAUUCAACUUGCUCUAUUCAACGGCUCUUUCUCACUUGCUCCACGACUCACGGCUCCACAAAACUAACCGACAGGAAAAAACAGGAGCAUAAGUAAACGACAAAGAUUACCUAUCCUAUCCUUCCUACGAUCGCCGCAUACCAGUAUCUCUAACACCUCCCACACUCAUCUCCAUUUCCUCUGUGCGCUCCCAUGCUAUCAAUCAUGCUAACAAAAGAGAGAAUAAGAACAAAGACUCCCGACGGUCUAUAACUCCCUUGCCGUUCAUAUCAUCCUCCGUCGGAAGCGCUUUUCCAAAGCGCCCAAUCAGAACCUCUGCCCCAACAAAGCAAAUGCGCCAAAAACAAGUGGCGGGAGGGGAGUGGACAGGCGAGAACGAACAAACAGCCUGCUCAGGGAACGUACAACGAAUAUGCAGACGGGCAACAUACGGGCGAGUAGAGAUGCCGACGGACAAGAAAACAAAGUCAUGAGCACGCCGAGCAGCAUCCGUGAUUUCCAACACUACCGGUACCCCAACGGUUCAUUUCCCGUACGAGUAUUCCUUGGCUAUAAUGUUCGAGAUGUGUCCGGAAGAACUCCACCCGAAUUGCGAAAACAAGAAAACUCCCUUCGACUGCGGGGGAAAUUGAGAAAGCAUAAGUUUGUCCAUAUUCCCCGGCUAUGCUGUCCUUUUUUCCCCUCCUUCUUUCCUUCAGCACGUGCUUCUGCGCCAAGAGGUGAGGUUGGAAUUAAGGUAUGGUGAGGUACUGUACAUUUAGCCAGGCUUGCAUUUCUAAUAUA
Tuber melanosporum (Perigord truffle) is the source of this 1917-nucleotide messenger RNA. RefSeq lists its product as uncharacterized. Lineage: Eukaryota; Fungi; Ascomycota; Pezizomycetes; Pezizales; Tuberaceae. The record is from RefSeq and is a predicted model, not a curated record. The transcript has 4 exons. Bases 39 to 386 code for a protein of 115 amino acids.